Molecule: messenger RNA, 401 nt
Organism: Acaulospora colombiana
Lineage: Eukaryota; Fungi; Glomeromycota; Glomeromycetes; Diversisporales; Acaulosporaceae
Source: the annotation of a GenBank genome assembly
AUGACCGCCCAAUCGAAGCCCGUGAUUGUUAAACCAACAUCGCUUCUGACGUUAUACCUUACGCAGUUGGCCGCACAUCCCCUGAGAACAAAAGUUAUAACCUCGGGCGUCUUACUUGGUUUACAAGAAUUUUUGGCCCAAGUUUUAAGCGGGUCAGGCAGGAGAAAGGGAAAAACCAGAGACGGUGAACAUAUUACGUUGGACAAUAGGAUCGUUAAAAUGGCGCUAUACGUGCAUCUGGCGGCAACAGCGUUUAUCAAUGGUGAACUGGUGAUAACUUCUGUCAAAAGGUCCAUUCUUCCCACCCUGAAAUCAGCUUGGGUGGGCAUGAUAUUAUCUACAGCAUUUGCUCAAAAGGUUUUACCGCCGCAAUUGUGGGAACCUUUUUUCACUCUUAUUGG